UCUCCUUGACCUCCAACUUCAUCUGGCCCAACAUGAGCAGCCUGGUCAAGCUGUUUCUCAGGGGUAAUUUCCUGGGUUCACUGGGCCCUGGGCAGCUCCAAGGCCUCUCAGCUCUCACCUUCCUGGACCUCAGUGAGAACCACAUGGAGGCCCUGCACCCAGGAUCUCUCCAAGGCCUUGGUCAAUUGAAGACACUCAUUCUAACGCUGAACCAGAUCAACAGCCUGCAGUACGGGGCACUGAGUGGAGCCCCUGCACUCACUGACCUUCACCUGAGCAGCAACAAUAUUGUGGAGUUUGAGGAAGGGGUGUUUGAGAACUCCUCCAAGUUGGUAAAGCUGAUUUUGUCCAAGAACAACUUGGUUAGCAUUGGGAAUGGCACAUUCAGGGGAGCAGUUAACAUGAGUCAUCUGGACCUCAGUGGAAACAGGUUAGAUUCUGUGCCCGUUGCUGCCCUGAGGGAUGUGUCACAGCUGCACAGCUUGUACCUCCAGAAGAACAGCAUCACCUUCUUACCAGAAGAUGCUUUCUCUGAGCUCAGCCAUCUAAGGGUUUUGGUUUUGAAUAAUAACUGCUUGAGCAUAAUAGCUGAACACUCAUUGAGUGGUCUAUCCCAUCUCGGUCAAUUGGAUCUGAGCUACAAUAACCUCCAAUCCCUUCCCUCUGAAGUGUUUCAAUAUAUAGGCAGACUGGAGCUCCUGGAUCUCUACCACAACAACCUGACAUACCUUCCAGAGGACCUGUUUCACAACCUAACUAGGCUGAGAGAGCUGCAGCUUGACAGCAACAAGAUCUCGUACAUUCCACCAGGGCUCUUUCACAUGGUGUCUAAGCUAAGGGAACUCCAGCUGGCCAACAAUCAGAUAGCUGACCUCCACAAUGCCUUGUUCUUCAGCCUGAGGAGGCUACGGAAACUCUACCUGGACAACAACGCACUAAGCAGGAUUCCCAGAGGCCUAUUCCACAAGACCAAGUACCUCAGGGAGCUACAGUUGGACAAUAACCACCUCAGGUCUCUCCCUAGGUCCAUCUUCCAUGGUCUGGCUAAACUCCACUCCCUGAAGCUUUUCAACAACCGUCUCACAGCUAUUCACCCUGAGCAGUUUUCUACCCUUGGUGACCUGAGAGAGCUCCUGUUGAAUGAAAACCUGAUAGAAGAUCUUCCCACAGGCGUAUUUUCUGAGCUUCGAAGCCUCAAGAUGCUGGAUUUGGACAACAACCGCCUCACAGCACUGGCUCCUACAGGCUUUGAUGGGUUAAGUGCCCUAAAGGAGCUCCAUCUCAGCUUCAACCAGCUCCGUGAUCUCCCAUAUGCCACCUUCUACACCCUGGGUGAUCUACGUAGACUCCUUCUCCAGAACAACCGCUUAGUGGCCUUGCACCCUCAAGUCUUCGCCCCCCUGGCCGACUUACAGGAGCUUGACUUGGACAACAACCAGAUUGAACUGCUACACCCUGACAUGUUUCAAGGCCUUCACCACCUCCAGAAACUGCACCUGAAAUCAAACCGCCUCAGUGCUCUUGUGAAUGGGACACUGGAGCCUCUGGAGAGCCUGAAGGUCCUCCACCUGGAGGGGAACCCCUGGGACUGCUCUUGCAGAUCACCCAUCCUGUACAUCAGUAACUGGAUCAUCAACAACACCCAGAAGCUACAGGAUGAACCCAUGUGUUCCACACUCAGCCAACCCAUUUCACAGCCUGCACACUUAUUAAAGCCCUGUGUGAGCUUUGCAUGCUGCCCCAGAAACACAUUUCCCCUAGAGAUGCUGACAGUGCUUACAGCUUGGCUUCUAGGUAUUGGUUUUCUGUGACAUCCUUUUGCGGUUUCCUCAUUUUGGUUUUCUUUCUUGUUUUCAGAUGUUUAUGGUUUAUUGCUUUCAUGCAA
This is a messenger RNA of Coregonus clupeaformis (lake whitefish), 1885 nucleotides long. Its product is annotated as insulin-like growth factor-binding protein complex acid labile subunit. The coding region runs from base 33 to 1811 and encodes 592 amino acids. The record is from RefSeq and is a predicted model, not a curated record. The transcript has a single exon. Gene Ontology annotation, molecular function: protein binding. NCBI's taxonomy places the organism in Eukaryota, Metazoa, Chordata, Actinopteri, Salmoniformes, Salmonidae. Gene Ontology annotation, cellular component: extracellular matrix.